GUCGUUUCUCCAGGCUCUGCCGAGGCUUCACGCGGGAAACUGGAGUCUUGCAGUCAACUUUUGACAGUAAUCUGAGCGCCACGGGACCCGCAAGCCAGGAUGGGAGACACGCUUGAGUUUAACGAGAUCUACCAAGAGGUCAAGGGGUGCUGGAAUGACGGCCGGCUGCGCUUCAGCAAGCAGUCGGUGGUGUAUAAGAGCAGCAAGACGGGGAAGGUGGACAGCAUCCCCGUGCCGGACCUGACCCAUGCCCAGUGGAGACGGGUCUGUCUGGGCCACGGCAUCAAGCUGGCCACCAGCACGGGCCACGUCUACAAGUACGACGGCUUCCGGGACACGGACAUUGAGAAGAUAUCGGAGUACUUCAAGGCCAACUACAAGGUGGAGCUGACGGAGAAGGACAUGUGUGUGAAGGGCUGGAACUGGGGCACCGCCAAAUUUAGCGGCCCGCUGCUGUCCUUCGAUGUGAACGACAGCCCGGCUUUCGAGAUCCCGCUCUCCAGCGUGUCCCAGUGCGCUACCGGCAAGAAUGAAGUGACGCUGGAGUUCCACCAGAACGACGAUGCCGAGGUGUCGCUCAUGGAGGUGCGCUUCUACGUACCCCCCAGCACCGGAGACGAGGGCACCGACCCCGUGGAGGCGUUUGCUCAGAACGUGCUGUCGAAGGCAGACGUGAUCCAGGCCACUGGAGACGCCGUGUGCAUCUUCAAAGAGCUGCAGUGCCUAACCCCCAGGGGCAGGUACGACAUCCGCAUCUAUCCCACCUUCCUGCAUCUUCAUGGUAAGACCUUCGACUACAAGAUCCCCUACACCACCGUGCUGCGCCUAUUCCUGCUGCCACACAAGGACCAGAGGCAGAUGUUCUUUGUGAUCAGCUUGGAUCCUCCUAUUAAGCAGGGACAAACCCGUUACCACUUCCUCAUCCUCCUCUUCUCCAAGGAGGAAGAUAUAUCCCUCACUCUCAACAUGAGCGAAGAGGAUGUGGAGAAGCGCUUCGAGGGGAAGCUCAGUAAGAACAUGUCUGGCUCUCUCUACGAGAUGGUCAGCAGAGUGAUGAAGGCCCUGGUCAACAGGAAGAUCACUGUCCCCGGCAACUUCCGAGGCCACUCCGGCGCCCAGUGCAUCACCUGCUCGUACAAGGCCAGCUCGGGCCUGCUGUACCCGCUGGAGCGGGGCUUCAUCUACGUGCACAAGCCCCCCGUGCACCUGCGCUUCGAGGAGAUCUCCUGCGUCAACUUCGCCCGCGGCACCACCACCACCCGCUCCUUCGACUUCGAGAUCGAGACCAAGCAGGGCUCGCAGUACACCUUCAGCAGUAUCGAGAGAGAGGAGUACGGAAAGCUCUUUGACUUUGUCAACGCCAAGAAACUCAACAUCAAGAACAGAGGCUUCAAAGAGGGCAUGAAGGGUAACGACAACAUGUACAGCGACUCGGACGAAGACCAGCACGACGCUUACCUGGAGCGCAUGAAGCAGGAAGGAAAGAUCCGCGAGGAAGGCAACGACAGCGACGACUCCGAGGGGGGCAGCGAUGAGUCGUUCAACCCUGGAGAGGAGGAGGACGACAUCGCAGAGGAGUACGACAGCAACGCCUCGGCCAGCGACAGCAGUGCGGACGAAGGAGACGACAGCGACGAAGGCGCCAAGAAGAAGCCGGCGAAGAAAGCCAAAGUGGUGCCCGAGAAGAAGCCGCGCAAGAAAGAAAAGAAGACGAAGGACGCGGGCGCCCCCAAGAGGCCGAUGAGCGCCUACAUGCUGUGGCUGAACUCCAGCCGGGAGCGGAUCAAGGCCGACUAUCCCGGCAUCUCGGUCACCGAGAUCUCCAAGAAGGCCGGAGAGCUUUGGAAGCAGCUGGGCAAGGACAAGAAGGAGGAAUGGGAGUCCAAGGCUGAGGAGGCGAAGAGGCAGUAUGAGGUGGCGAUGAAGGAGUACAGAGAGAGCGGAGGGGGCUCCUCUACCACGGCCAAAAAAGAGCCCAAGAAGAAGGCGGGGAAGAGCAGUCCUAAGAAGAAGCCUUCUGCCAGCCGCGAGAAGGAGAGGGAUCGGGCCGGAGGCAACGAAAGCUUUAAGAGCCGAGAGUUCAUCUCCGACUCGGAGAGCUCGUCCGAUUCGGACCGGGCCACCAAGAGCAAGAGCAAGAGCAAGAGCAAAAGCAAGAGCAAGCACAAGGGUUCAGACGAGGAUGAGGAGGAGGAGGAGGUGAUCAGCACGCCCCCCAGUUCUGAAGAGUCGGGGUCAGACUGAGAGUUUUGGGGGACUCCUUGAUGCGGUAGAGCUUGUUAGCCACCAUCCUACUAACAGACGCACACAGACAUACUCAGUAACUGUGACUCGGAGUGGGAAUGAGCCUCUCUCUCCCUCAGUCUCUGUCUCUCAAACACACACAUACACGUGUACACACACACAUACACGCUGUACACUGACAGACUUGGCAUUGUGUAAAUACUGGUUCAGCACAACAGACUCAGGCUCCGUCUCUCAUCUGAGAGUUUGCUUUAUGCCACAUCUUUUCUUUCCUCUUACCAGUACAUCAGGGAGCUGUGGUUGAAUUUUUAUGGAACAACCAACUUACCUCUCCAUUCCAAACAUGGUUAUUAAAGAACAGAGGGACAAAAUACUGUUACCAUUCACUGAUUUUGGUAUUGUGGAAUUUGAAUUAAUUUGAAGUAAAAAGACACAUGGACUACAUUUCUAUAUCUUAUAUUUGUAAAGGUGAGGUAUGGGUUUAGAGAUUUAGCACUGUGGGACUUGUAGACUGAGAGAUUUAAAAUUAUGCUGUGUGUAGAGAAUUUGGAACUACAAUCCACAUAAAAUUUUCAGUACCUAUUUUUC
Megalops cyprinoides (Indo-Pacific tarpon) is the source of this 2832-nucleotide messenger RNA. It is a transcript of the gene ssrp1a, whose product is annotated as structure specific recognition protein 1a. The coding region runs from base 100 to 2244 and encodes 714 amino acids. Gene Ontology annotation, molecular function: histone binding; DNA binding; nucleosome binding. The record is from RefSeq and is a predicted model, not a curated record. The transcript is spliced from 18 exons. Gene Ontology annotation, cellular component: FACT complex; nucleus. NCBI's taxonomy places the organism in Eukaryota, Metazoa, Chordata, Actinopteri, Elopiformes, Megalopidae.